Molecule: messenger RNA, 495 nt
Organism: Colletotrichum karsti
Lineage: Eukaryota; Fungi; Ascomycota; Sordariomycetes; Glomerellales; Glomerellaceae
Exons: 1
Coding region: 1-495 (164 amino acids)
Source: RefSeq, a predicted model, not a curated record
AUGGCUCAACCAACAUACCAACCCAUAAUAACCUCAGACGAAGACAAACCCUCCGCUUUUAAACGGAGAGCAAUCUACCUCCGCCCCUUCUUCCUCUUCUGGCUCAACUCCCUCAUCUUCGAAGUCGUCAUGCUCAUAGUCAGCAUCCUCGUCUUCUCCGGUUGGCGCGACAUGUUCCAGAAGUUCAUGUGGACCAUCGUCUUCUGCCCGCUGGGCAUGGGCGGCGCCAUGGGCGGCCUGAUCAACGCCUUCGUCGUCGACCGCAUGUACGGCGCCAGGGCGGUGCACCUCGUCGCGAUCCUGAGCGUCUUGGUGCUCGGGGCCUGCAACGACCUGUGUUACAACCUCGACCUGACCUUCGGAUGGUUCGGUGCGAGGGAUCACUUUUGGUGGUGGCACUGGCGGUAUUUGCUGGUCUGGUUCGUGGGAUAUACGAAUGGGAAGUUGAUGUUUACGGACGAGGGACAGGAGAAGCUUGCUACUUGGGGUGUCUAG